CACCUUUUUGCUUUUCUUUUCACCUAAAAAGAUGGAAAGUAAAGGAGAAGAAGAAAAUGGAGAGAGACAGAAAGGGGAGAGAUUGGUGGAAAAGUUGAAGAAUUAUACUUGUAAAAAUAAUAAUAAUGGACCUUCAACUCCGGUGCACGUUAGCUUCUCCAGCCUUAACCUUUACUCUUCAAAAUUCUACUCACCAUCAGACGACGUUGUUUCAUCUCGAAAGCUCGCUGCUGCUUUCUGGGAGUUUCAUCACUACUACUACUACGAAGAAGAAGAAGAAGAUCGCUCCUUCUUUUCUCCUCCUCCUGCUGCUAAAAUGCACCGCCGACAGCGCCACGGCAAGGCUGUGGUUAAGGAGAAUGGUCUCGACCUCUCUCAAUUCCUCCGAGAUCCCUCUCCUGAUCAUCAGCCAGAGAGUGCGGGAAGUCUAAGGAGGCAGAUCGGUCAAGUGCUGAUGAAACAUCACCAAUCACUCGAAAGAAACAAUCACGCUCUUCAGCCUGUAUCUCCUGCUAGUUACGGAAGCUCCCUCGAGGUUGCGCCGUACAACAAAGCAGUAACUCCAAGCAGUUCACUAGACUUCCAAGGAAGACCAUCAAGAGAACCUCAUUACGAUCUCAAGACAUCAACCGAACUUCUCAAGGUACUAAACCGUAUUUGGAGCCUCGAGGAGCAGCACGCAGCCAAUAUCUCUUUAAUAAAAGCUCUGAAACACGAGCUGGCUCACUCGCGUAUUCGUAUCAAAGAGCUUCUUAGGUAUCAACAAGCCGAGAGGCAUGAGCUAAACGGUGUGGUGAAGCAACUCACCGAAGAAAACCUCUUGAGGAAGAAUAAAGAAGUUACCUCUGCUGUUCAGUCUGUGAGGAAAGAGCUGGAAGAUGAGCGGAAACUUCGAAAACGUUCCGAGAGUUUGCAAAGGAAACUGGCGAGAGAGCUCUCUGAAGUGAAGGUUUCGUUGUCUGAGUGCGUCAAGGAGGUUGAGAGAGGGAAUAAGUCAAAGAAGAUGAUGGAGAUACUCUGCGAUGAGUUUGCUAAAGGGAUUCAGGGAUACGAAGAGGAGAUUCGCGGUUUAAAGCAGAAGGAUUUGGAUAAGGAUCGGGUAGAAAGAGAUCAGAUGGUUCUUCAUGUGGCAGAAUCUUGGCUUGAUGAAAGGAUGCAAAUGAGAUUAGAAGGUGGAGGAGAUAGCUCGGUGUUGGAUAAGCUUGGGGUUGAGAUAGAGACGUUCCUUCAUGCUAAGCGUCGGAGUUCACUUGAAUCGGUUCCGUUUAAUGCAUUGAGCGCACCACCGCGUGAUGUGGAGUGUGAGGAAGACUCUGCGGCAAGCGACUCGAAUUGCUUCGAGCUCAAGAAACCUGUAAACGAAACUGAGAAGCUUAACCAAACGAAGAAAGAGGAUGAAAAGCCGUCGAGUUUCCAAGUGAAGUUUGAGGAUCAAAUGGCGUGGGCUAUGUCUAGUAACGGGAAGAAGAAAACACAAACCAUCAAAGAAGAAGAUGAUGAUGAUGAUGCAGAGGCUGAGAAGAACAAUGGUAACAAACCAGAGAAUGAAACUACAAAAAAGAAUGAUGUGAUGGGAGAAAUGAUUAGGACACACAGAAGAUUAGUGUCUGAAACUGGUGAAGCUUCUUGUAGUAGUUACCCAUCUUCUUGGAGACAAGCGAGUCCAGUUCGACAAUGGACUUCAAGAACGGUAACAUCUGAACUGUCUGCAAAACCUGCUGCUGUUGGGAAUGGUCAAGGAGUAAAGGAUAAUACUUUGAAAACAAAACUUGCAAAGAGUUCUAAGUCACGUCUUCGGCUGUUCAAAGGUUGAUGAUUCAUAUUUCAUUAUCUCUGUAUAUUUUUUUUUUUUUGUAUAUCGGUUUCAUUCUACGAUUUUUGCAACCUUGUAAACA
Messenger RNA from Eruca vesicaria subsp. sativa (arugula), 1895 nucleotides. NCBI's taxonomy places the organism in Eukaryota, Viridiplantae, Streptophyta, Magnoliopsida, Brassicales, Brassicaceae. The record is from the annotation of a GenBank genome assembly.